GAGAUUUUUAUGUCAUCAAAGCGGCUACUCCGGUACAAAAUUCUCAUCUGGCCAUGCUUUAAUAUAUGCUCCAAUUGGACAAUUAAACCAUAGUUUUAUUACUUACGAAACAUUAGUGAAUAAAACCAAAUAUGUCGACUCGUCGCCAGGCCUUAACACUGUAUAGAAAUCUACUACGCGAAUCGGCAAAAUUGCCAUCGUACAACUUCAGAAUGUAUGCAGCACGAAAGAUACGUGAUACAUUCCGGGCUAACAAAACGAUCAAUAAUUUCGAAGAAAUUGAUCGUCAAAUGGCAACGGGCAAGGAUAAUUUGGAAUUGAUACGCCGACAGGUAAUUAUCGGUCAUCUAUAUACAACAGACAAACUGGUCAUUGAGCAUAAAAAGAAGCUUAAACCUUCCGAUGAUUGAGGAGAUGGCGAAAUCUCCACGACGUUUGUUGUUUACUUUUGUGGCAUUCUAGUUAUUAAGAUGUUAAAUUCUUUUUUUUUCUCUGCUUUGAAUUGCAAACACCAGUUUAAUUAUUAUACAAAAUACAACACAAAGAAAUUA
Drosophila willistoni is the source of this 551-nucleotide messenger RNA. It is a transcript of the gene bcn92, whose product is annotated as protein bcn92. Gene Ontology annotation, cellular component: L-cysteine desulfurase complex; mitochondrion. Gene Ontology annotation, biological process: iron-sulfur cluster assembly. The coding region runs from base 132 to 410 and encodes 92 amino acids. The record is from RefSeq and is a predicted model, not a curated record. The transcript is spliced from 3 exons. NCBI's taxonomy places the organism in Eukaryota, Metazoa, Arthropoda, Insecta, Diptera, Drosophilidae.